AUGCCUGCUCCCAUCGAUACGGAACUCGACAGAUCUUCGGUGAAUAGUCAUGCGACUGAUGCUUACAGUCCGGAUUUUUUUGAUGCAUCCGUCGCAGAUCUUGCUGAUCUAUUGAAAAGUGAACCACAAGAUGAUUUUAUUGUUGAUUUACAAGAUACAAUAUCGAAUAUAUUCUCAUCACCGACGAUUUUUUCUCUGGCUUAUUGUCAUGAUUUGUUGCUUCGUUUUAUUCAACAACCAGAGAGCAUGCGUCCGGUUUCAACAGAUAACUUAUCUCUUCUGACAUCUCUUCUCAAAGAUCUUGAAAUUGUUGGAAUGACAAACAAUUAUGCCCGAGAAUUAGACGCUAUCCUUCGACGGCCACACAUUCGAAUGGUCAUGGAUGCUCAUCAAACGAUAGCAACAAGAGAAUAUGCUGAAGAUCAAUUGCCAAUUGGUUAUUUACCUGAAGCUGCAAAACCCUUGCCUGACAUUACAUCGCCUUCAUACGUUUUUCCUGGUACAAUGCCGCAUAUGCCGCCGAAAACCAUCGGAAUCGAAUCGACCGGCGAAGAACAUCUAGGCGUGACGGUGAAAUUGAAUGAAAUGGGUGAUUUAGAAAUCAAGAGAAUUGUUCAAGGAGGUUUAAUUGAUAAACAAGGUCUUCUUCACGUCGGUGACAUUAUCAAAGAAAUAAAUGGUGAAAUUGUGAAUACGCCUGAAGAACUACAAGACAGAUUAAGAAACGCUCGAGGUGCGGUAACGUUCAAAGUUGUUCCAGGUUAUUGCGACUAUCCAUCACCUUCACAAUUAUACGUUCGAGCUCAUUUUUCUUAUGACCCGGCGAAGGAUAAAUUGAUCCCAGCUAAAGAAGCUGGUUUGACAUUCGAAGAGGGUGAUAUACUACAAAUUCUUUCACAAGAUGAUGUUCAUUGGUGGCAGGCGAAACAUGUGAAGGAUCCAUCGCAGAAAGGUCUUAUACCAUCACAAUAUCUUGAAGAGCGACGAAAAGCGUUCGUUGCACCCGAAAAUGAUUUUUCUAAAACGUCCCUUGUAUGCGGCUUAAUAGAUCGUCGAAAGAAAAAGCGUUUGCUAUUCAAUGUAAAAGAUUCUUCACUGUUCGAUAAAGGUGAUAUAUGUCUUUACCAAGAAGUGGCACGUAUGCCACCAUUUGCAAGAAAAUGUUUAAUACUCAUCGGACCACAUAGCGUGGGUAGACGAACAUUGAAGAGUCGUUUGAUUGCUCUUGAUCCUGAACGUUUUGGAACGACUAAACCACAUACAUCACGACCGUUACGUAUUGAAGAAGGCAAUUCGUAUUUUCAUCUUGAUCGACCAGAUAUGGAGGAUGAAAUCGAAGCAGGUGCUUUUCUCGAACAUGGACUCUACGGUGAACAUCUAUAUGGUACCAAAUUUGAGUCGGUUCGGCGAGUUAUUCAAUCGGGCAAAAUGUGUGUGUUGGACGUUGAACCGACUGCUUUAAAAUUAAUUUGUAACAAAGAAUUUAUGCCUUUCGUGGUGUUUAUCAAAGCUGCUAGUCUGGAUUAUCUUCGUUAUAUGCAACAUAACAACAAACAGAAAACGUCCAAAAUGCGAACAAAAAGUAAUAUAGGAAACAAUUCAUCGUUGAAUCUAUCGUCGAAAGAUCUUGAACAAGUUGUUAUGGAAAGUGAAGCUUUAGAACACGAUUAUCAUGCUUAUUUUGAUCUGACGCUGGUCGCUGAAGAUCUCGAUAAAACUUUCGAACAACUUGUUCGAGCUGUCGAAGCCUUAAGUACUGAGCCUCAAUGGGUCAAUGUCCAAUGGUUUUCUUAA
This is a messenger RNA of Adineta ricciae, 1794 nucleotides long. The record is from the annotation of a GenBank genome assembly. Lineage: Eukaryota; Metazoa; Rotifera; Eurotatoria; Adinetida; Adinetidae.